AUGGCAAGCUCUGAGGUGCAGCGUAUCUGGAACGAUGCAGUGGCCGAUUUCGAAGCUUCCACCAGUACCAAACUCGACUCUCUUCCGGUUGUGUCCAGCGCGAUCGACAUCGUCGGCGCCUUACAGAUCCAGGAGACUAAGUUCGGGGUUUUCAGAAACAGUACAUCUAAAGUCGACAAAAUCCGAUCAGCCGUAAAACAAGGUUUGCAUUUUGUCGACCAGAUCAGCAAGAUUUUGGCUUCGGCCCUGUCUUCAAACUUCGCACCAGCUUCAGGUAUCUUCGCUGCCGUUGGCUUUCUUGUGCAGACCACGAACAAAGUCUCAGCCGACUACGACAACAUUGCGGAGUUCUUUGAAGAUGUCCAAUCGUACCUCGAACAACUAAAGCUUCUCGAACGCCAUGUUACCGAUUCACUGGAGCUUCAGGCAAUGACUGCCAAAGUCCUUGCUGCUAUGCUUGUUUUCUGUGGUGUCUGUGUCAAGCACAUUCAGAUGGGACGACGCCGGAAAGCCCUGCGAACCCUCUUGCAAGGCGGUGACACGGACUUGGCGGAGGCAAAGAGAAAGUUUCGACAGGCAUGCGAGAAUGAGCAGCGGAUGAUCGAGAAACUCAGCUAUGAUCUCCUCAAGCAGAACAAGAACGAUCAUGUCUCGACGCGGGCUGCCAUUGACAGCUUAGGACGAAGCAGUAAGCAAUUAGAGGUCAACACUUUUUCACUGAACCAAGCAACAAGAAGUAUGCAGUCACUGCUCGAAGUCCAGAAGACCUCGGUCGAGAGAGAAAAGAUCUUAAAAAGUUUGUCCUUGUUGGAUUUUCUAGGAAAGCAGCAGGAUGCCUUCGCCAAGUACCGAAGCGGUACAUGCGAUUGGGUUGUCGCUCACCCAAAUUUUCAGACAUGGAUGAGGAGCGGCAGGGAUUGUGUACUUUGGUGUCCUGGAAAGCCUGGAACAGGCAAGACAAUUUUCACUUCUUUCGCGAUCGAUUUUGUCAAUGAGCAUACACGCAACAGCAAUGCAGCUAUUGUCUCCGUGUACUGCGACUAUAAUGAUCCGAGAACGUAUUCAGAAGUCGGACUUUUGUCUAGCAUUGCCAGACAGCUCGUCGAACAAAUGAAGAGCAUACCCACUGCUGUCACAGACUUCUGUGAAAAGCAAACCGGGCGUCGGCGCGCGGCCAACUCAGCAGAGUGGGUUGAUUUAAUCAAGACGAUUCAUCCACUAUUUGAUAAUACAUUUCUGUUUGUGGAUGCAUUGGACGAAUGUCCAGUACUUCCGCGAGAGAGUUUUGUUAGAGUUCUUUCUGAGUUGUCGUCAUCAAUAGCGAUAUUCGUGACCUCGCAUCCAGAUUUAGAGCUCGAUAUACACUUCACCCACGUUCGUCAGAUCGAGAUUACCGCGACCAAGUCUGCCAUUGCGGCAUAUCUCACCCUUGAGAUACCACAACAUCCUUUUUUACGUCUUCAUAUUAAGAAAGAUCCGGAUUUAGAGCAAGAGAUCAUUAAUGCGAUCCAGAAGAGUGCCAAUGGCAUGUUUUUAUUGGUUUCGGCACAGCUUGAAUAUCUCAGUAGCCAACCUUCUGUCAAGGAGACACGUGAUGCACUUAGGGCCCUUCCAAAUAAAAUCUCUGACUAUUACGCCCAAGCCUUCCAGCGGAUCGAGAAACAGGUCGAAUCCAAUCAGAUCCUGGCGAAGAAAGCUAUCUCCUAUGUGCAAUGUGCCCGACGACCGUUAACAGCAGUCGAAUUGACCCAGGCACUGUCCCUCCAACCCAAUGCCGCUGAUCUAAACGAGAAGCUUGAUUAUGAUCGUGAAGUUGUUCUCGCUGUGUGUCUGAGGUUACUACACUUCAACAAAGUGACUACCGCUUUCACUCUGGUUCAUGGUACCUUGAACACAUAUCUCAACGAACAUCCACAGCAUCUUCUUCCGGAUUUCAAGACAUAUUUCGCCCGAAUUUGUCUUACCUCGCUCAUGCUCGAGCCCUUCAGAAACGGAUGCAGCCAGGAUUUGAGCGAAUUUGAGCAGAAACUGAAUCAUCACAGAUUCUGGGUUUACGCCUGUCACCAUUGGUUUUACCAUGUCUCAGCGUAUCAAACAGUCGCUUCCGUUCAAGGUCCUCUUCUUAUCUUUCUCAACGACAAAAAUCUACUGAGUGCUUGUGUGCAAACCCUCUACGCCUCGCCACUUAGUGCGAAAGAUUGGCACGAAAGAUAUCCACGAAAUUUCAGCCAAGCCCACCUGGCCGCUCGAUGUGGUCUGCACGACACCUUUCUUCUCUAUGCGUCACGCGCUACCAUUGAUCGCCGCGACACUACGGGUAUGACGUCACUGAUCUUAGCAGCACAGUUCGGGCACACGACUAUAGUGCAAGCAUCGUUAGACCGCGGUGCCGAUGUUAAUGCUUGCAACGUCAAUGGAGAGUCCGGGUUGGCAUUAGCUGUAAAGAACGGCCAUACUCAUCUAGUCCAGCUGCUCCUCUCUGUAGGUGCCCAAGUUGACAUGGAGGACAACAAAGGAUGGACCGGAUUGGACUGGGCUGUACUGGUCGGAAACACGAGCCUGGUCCAGCAGUUUCUUAAAAGCUCGAAUGACACUAUCUUGAAAGACGGCAAGGAUCGUCGGGCUUUAUUUCUCGCCGCAGAGGAGGGUCACGCACAGAUUGUACAACUUCUACUAGACCACCGGGUUGAUAUCAACACGCGAGACGCCGAAGGAAGCACAGCUCUAGACUGGGCAGUACCAGCCGGUCGACUUGCGUCGUCCAGAACGCUGCUAGAGAAUGGUGCUUCUAUCGAUUGCAGAGACAACUACGAAAACACGGUGCUACACUGGGCAAUCCAGGAUGGAGAUAUGGUGGACCUGUUGAUUAAACACGGUGCCGAAGUUGAUGCCAGUAAUAGACAAGGUCAAACUGCUUUAUGCUGGGCGUCGCAAGACGGAGCGCUUCUGGCGGCCGAACGUUUGCUGAAUCACGGUGCAGCCAUCGAUAUGCGCGACGCAGACGGUUUCAGACCAUUACAUCGAGCCGUUUUGAGAGGUCGAAUGGAUAUGGUGGUGUUACUGUUAGAUCGUGGAGCGGAGGCUAGUGUGAAAGACGACAAAUUCUGGACGCCCUUGCGUGUGGCUCUUACCAAAGAACACAGAGACAUUGCACGUUUACUAACCACAAGAGUGCCAGAGGCAGCGCUAGUGACCACACCGAUGACAGUGUAUCUAGCAGAUCGCGACAUCAACGCAUACUUCAACACGUGUCUGGAGGAAAAGGCGCAAGCCAGUACUGUUCUUACAGGUCUGCGAGCCGCGGUUCAGGAAAAACAAUUCGAACGCGUCAAAGGGAUGAUCGAGAAGGGAGCCGACGUGAAUGCACAUGAUACUGGUGGUUGGACUGCUUUAAUGAUGGCGCUUUGGGCCGGUGACCUACCCAUCAUGCAGCUACUGCUGGAAAAGGGAGCCAAAAUUGACGAAGCCGGCUGGGAUGGCCAGACUGCCCUCCACUGGGCCGCGCGAGAGGGAGAUGAAGAAGGAGUACGGUUUCUUAUCGAUCAUUCUGCAAGUGUCGACAUCGAGGCUUUUGGACAAUCUCCCGCGAUGCUGGCAGCCAAACACGGAAAGACUUCGAUCACCAUGCAACUCAUCGCACAUGGUGCUAAUCCUGUGCAAGCAGAUUACCACCGUAGGACGUUGAUGCACUGGGCAGCCAGGCACGGUGAUAUAGCAUUGAUACGCACUCUGCUUGACCAUGGUGCUGACGUCAACACCACUGACCGCUGGGGCAGAACAGUGCUGAUGUGGGCGCUUGAGACCGAUGGGAAUCUGCUGUUGGAUUAUCAACGACUGGCAGUGAUGAAGCUGUUGUUGAACAACGGCGCCGACGUUAAUCUACAAGCCCAGCACCACAUCACCGCCUUACACCUGGCUGCUUGUGUCGGUUCUGUGCCCGUUCUGCAGUGUCUGUUAGAGGCGCAUGCUCAUUUAGAAAUUCAGACGCAACAGGGUGGCGAUAGUCUUUGGUGGGACAAUGACCUAGAUAUAGCAGACAUCGAAGGCACACAAUACAACACAGUCCGGCUAAUAGUAUCGAGGAAUGUUAGCGGGAUGACAGCGAGAGACAUAGCAUGUGAGGCUGGAAUGCUCGCCGUCCAGUAUGUGUUGAGCAAUAAGACGAACCUCCCGUAG
Messenger RNA from Lithohypha guttulata, 4176 nucleotides. RefSeq lists its product as uncharacterized. The transcript has 9 exons. NCBI's taxonomy places the organism in Eukaryota, Fungi, Ascomycota, Eurotiomycetes, Chaetothyriales, Trichomeriaceae. Gene Ontology annotation, molecular function: protein binding. The record is from RefSeq and is a predicted model, not a curated record. Bases 1 to 4176 code for a protein of 1391 amino acids.